Xiphophorus hellerii (green swordtail) is the source of this 6083-nucleotide messenger RNA. RefSeq names its product solute carrier family 25 member 36-A-like. The transcript has 7 exons. Gene Ontology annotation, biological process: pyrimidine nucleotide import into mitochondrion. The record is from RefSeq and is a predicted model, not a curated record. Gene Ontology annotation, molecular function: pyrimidine nucleotide transmembrane transporter activity. Lineage: Eukaryota; Metazoa; Chordata; Actinopteri; Cyprinodontiformes; Poeciliidae. The coding region runs from base 411 to 1346 and encodes 311 amino acids. Gene Ontology annotation, cellular component: mitochondrion.
UGACCCGCUGAGCACACAGUCAGGCAAAACACGUCAACGUGGGGAGGUCAGACAGAGCGAAUCCUCCCAUUUCUGCAAGUCGCAGUGUUAGACUUUAAUUAAUAGGCUACUUUACAGAUACGAACACUUUGAUGAAGUAGUGUCCUGUUUCGGAAGGUGGAGACGCUAAGCUUGUGCUCCGACAUCCACCUUUAUCACAGAAAACCUGUUAGCUUCGUUAGCUAACGCGAGCUAGCUCAGUUAGCUGUUACCUACUCUCGUUUUCUUGUACGCAGCUGACCUCGAACAUAAGACAGGCGGACAGUGUAGCAGUUUUGUCAUUUCGGGGUCGCUUACCCCGUGGCUUGACAUCCGUGGCUCCCUUCGUCGCUGUGUGGCUCUCCGCGGACGGUUCUCGAAUAUGAUACACAAUGAGUCAAAGAGAUACUUUAGUUCAUCUGUUUGCUGGGGGAUGUGGGGGCACUGUAGGAGCCAUAUUGACGUGUCCACUGGAAGUGGUGAAGACUCGUCUGCAGUCUUCCUCCAUCACUCUCUAUGUGUCUGAGGUCCAACUAAGUACCGUCAAUGGGCCCAGCGUGACCCGUGUGUCUCCACCAGGCCCCCUGCACUGUCUAAAACUGAUUUUGGAGAAAGAGGGACCUCGAUCUCUCUUCAGAGGCUUGGGGCCAAACUUAGUGGGCGUGGCACCUUCCAGAGCAAUCUACUUUGCUGCUUACUCCACCGCCAAAGAGAAGCUGAACGCUGUGUUGGAACCGGACUCUACGCAAGUGCACAUGCUGUCGGCUGGAAUGGCAGGUUUUACAGCCAUCACUGCAACAAAUCCAAUAUGGCUCAUAAAAACGCGCUUACAGUUGGAUGCAAGGAAUCGAGGGGAGCGGAGGAUGAGUGCGUUGGAGUGCGUUCGUCGGGUGUACAAAGCAGACGGCUUUCGUGGAUUCUACAGGGGAAUGUCUGCAUCCUACGCCGGCAUCUCAGAGACUGUGAUCCACUUUGUUAUCUAUGAAAACAUUAAGCGGCGCCUCUUGGAGGCCAAAACGCCGCAGAACAUGGACGAAGAAGAAGAGGCAUCAAAAGAUGCUUCGGACUUUGUCGGGAUGAUGCUUGCUGCUGCCACAUCCAAGACUUGUGCCACAACUAUUGCUUAUCCUCAUGAGGUAAUCCGCACCAGGCUACGAGAAGAGGGCACCAAGUAUCGUUCCUUCUUCCAGACUCUAACCACAGUACCCAGAGAGGAGGGCUACCGCGCCCUGUAUCGCGGCCUCGCCACCCACCUGGUACGCCAGAUUCCUAACACCGCCAUCAUGAUGUGCACCUAUGAGCUGACUGUCUACCUCCUGAACGGUUAAAACCUCCCUACCCCUAAGAGAGUUUGUGUAACCCUAGCCCUGAUCAGACAUGGAGAGGAGAAAACAGCAGCACCUGCACAUUAGUUAGCACUGCUAACAAUCUGCUUGAUGGAAAUGGUUAGAGAAAGCACCUCGGUCUUUGUCUCAAAAGCAAGGCCUUGGAGUUUUGUUUUACAACCAAAGGAAAGGCACAAGGAUACUCACAUUCACUCUGGAAGUUAUUGUUUUGAUUUCUGUUCUGCCCCUUGUUCAGGUUCAGAGUUCUGAAGUAGGAACCCGACAAGUUGUUGGCAACUCCUGUAUAAAUGUGAAAAAAUAGCCUUAAAAUGCAUGUUUUAUUGCAGCAACAUAAUCUCACUGAAAAUGUGAACAUUUUUAACCUGUCAUGUGACUCCUUUUAUUGAUCUUCAUAAUUAUUUUGAAUAAAAUCACUGGUGGCCCAAUUAUUGCCAUUGCUGUUGGUAGCAAUUUAUCCAAAUGUCUGUUUUGCCAGUAGGUGAGCAUUUGGAGGUUAAAUGUUGGAGCAUACAAACAAAAAGAUGUUGGACCAUUUCUGUUUUCACAAUUACUGAAAAUUGUCUAAGACCCUGUCCUCCUUUCAACUCACCCCAGCCUUUUCUAUUGGGUUACAUUUGAGGACAGGGAUGACAUGGGAAAAUAUUUUUGUGUAAAUUUGGUCAUAUGUUUUUGAUCAUUAUUUUUCUCAGUGUUGUCAGCUUCUGAUACAAUAGACUCAAUAUUCCCAGUUCCUUUGGAGGAGAAGUGAAUCCUCAUCACCUCAUCAGAUUCUCUUGUGUGCUUAACAUUGGGCAUAAAGUGCUCUCCUUCCUAUUCAUCUCUUCUUUUACGAUACACAAAUCUAACUCAGUCCAAACCAGAGAGUUCAAGUUCAGCAAACUCCCCAUGUUUACAUUUGUGAUGGUAUAACACAAAUAGCUUUUUCCUUACAUCGGCCCAAACAAAUGGAGAUCGGAUCUAAUGGCUGUUUUUGUGAUUUGUUGACUUCCAACAUCCAAUAUUCAGAGAUAUUUUUAACAUCCGGCUCACUGUGUGGUGUAGAAAAGCCAAUUGUGACUCCUCGACCAGCCUAUCUGCCAGAAGAGGUGUACCAUGUCAGUAAAACAUGUGAUUGCAUUAUUGUUACUUACGUUAGUAGUGAAGUACCACAGGGUUCAGUGCUCGGACCAAUUAUUUUUACUAUGGCAUGGGAUCAUUUUCUUCUGUAAUGAUGAUGAUAUUCGGCUAUAUUUAUCCCAGGACAGUCUCCUUGUAAAGGAGAUUUUGUUUUAUCCUGGGUAAAUUAAGGUUAAAUAAAAAUAAAAUAAAUCCCUCAGCUUUUAGUCACUAAAAUAUACACUAGAUGUUGGCAUCUGGGGCAGUAAAAGGCUUUUCAACUCACCAAAUGUUUCACUGGCAUCCAGAGUGAGAAUCCACUGUGCCUGAACCAUAAUAUCCUACCAAAUAUAAAAUAGAAGAAUUCUUUCCAAUUUUGAUAUUGGAAAUAGUAAAAUUGUGUUGUGCAGCUCAGUUGUUGUGCCAUCCGUGAUUUUGUUCAGUUAUUCCCUUGUGUGAUUUUUUUAUUUUAUUUUAUUUUUUGUCAACUGAAUAAAUUACAAGUUUAUUUUUCAUAGCAAGAUUAUGUUGCUGCAGUAAAAUGAUUUUACUCGCAUAUUUCUCACACCUCUUUACCAGGCAAGCCAUCCAAUUGACCUGCAGCCUUUAAAUCGGUUCAAACUGCAUAAAAUGGAGUACAAAAAAAUUGUUCAAAACCUGUUGUAGUUCUCGCGAUGAUUAAAGUAGCACAUAGUACUCCCUGUAUCCUUCAGAAUCAAAGUGAGGUGGAACGACGAGAAAGAAAGAUUGCCUGAGGGGCAAAGGAGGGAAAAGAUGAUGUGCCUCGUGUAAAAUCGACCCGCAGACGGAGAUGCACAGCAAACAAGUCGCACAAGUUUUCAUUUGAAAGGUUUUCUGCGUUUCCAGUAUUGGAGUUUCUAUCAGAACAGACACGUUUACAGAGUUCAUACAGUUUAAAAUCAGCCGGUGCUUGGCAGUGAAGUCUGUAGGCGCGGCUGACUUCUGAACCAGUGGGUGUUUGUGUUUUAAGUGAAAAGUCAUCUGGCUACCGCAGAACUGAAUCCAGUUCUCAAACUAACUGAAUGUACAUAAAGAAGAGCCAAGAAAGGAUAUUAUACUCACCCAUGUUGUGAAUUAAAAAGUUAAUAUAAUUAACAAAUUCUAACAAAAUUUGUGAUUUUUUUAUAUAUAUAUAUACCCGCUUAGAAAAAUAUAUAUUACCUCUAAAAUGUGAUUGUGUUGCAGUUUUGAGCCCGUUGUGGGAAAUUUUUAGUGCAUUUUAUCUAGGGGAGAGCAGACUUAUCCCAUCACUAGUUGCAGUUAUCUACAUAGAAGGUAUUGUUCAAAUCGCACUUUUCCAGAACUUUCUCCAGAAGUCAUAAUUUUUAUUUUUUUUCCCCUCAACUUUGUGGUGGAGACAGGCUUGUUUUACAGGUGAGGACAAUCCUCUUGUGUUUACACCUGGACACCCAUAGUGUUUAGCCAGCUAAGUGGAAGAAGUGGACAAUAAAAUGCUCGUCAUAAACGCACAUUCAUUAAACUUUCUCAUCUCUGUGUAUGUUUUACUAUUUAUAUGUGAAGCAUUUCGCUUUUAUUUUUUGUUGUUUUCUGUGCAUAAAUGUUGUUUGCAGAGAUCAAAUUUAUCUUCGUAGGAAAAACCAGAUUUCUGAUCUGACUUCAUUUGUAAUAAUUAACCCCAAAGCGAACACCUGAGUGCAGCCUUCAACUUGGUCACCCAUUGUUUUUCUGAGACUGUGAGGAAUCAUUUUAAUACUAUUUCCUAAAAAAAAACAAAAAAACUUUAUGUUGUACAAGGUAACUAAUAACAAAAAAAAAAUGUUGAAAGGAAAUCCCUGCUAUGACCUAGUUGCAGUAGUGUGCACACCAUUACUAAUGCCUCCUUUAGAUCAGUUUCUGCAUUUAGUUUUCUUUGGAGUUUGUCGGAAACUCACUCUUGUCUUCAGGUGACCGGUUCUCUGGACACUGCCUAAGGUGUCCAGAGGUUUGGUAUGUUUCCAAACUUUGUCCUCAGCUUUCUAUCAGUCACCUAAAGAUUUUACAUCUGAACUUGCUUUUUGAAAUGUUCACAACUUUUCUCACCUUAACACAAACUGUUGUUGCAUCUGAAGAUGAGGUGCUCCUUACCAUGAUGCUCCCACCACCAUGUUAGGGUGUAAAUACGAUGUUCUCUCGCUGACAUACCGCAUUUCUUCAAGAAGUAGGCUCAACUGGAUAAUAACACAUUGGCUCACAAGGUUUUAGGAGACUCUAGGUAGGUCUGGGUGGUUUUUUUUAGGACAAAAUAGUUCUGUCUUGCAGGGAAAUACCACAUGUAGAACACAACCAGUUGGUACUUCCUGCAGCUCUUUUACUAUCACUUCAACCUCUCUCCAGCUUUCCUGGCCCAUUUCUUUUCCUCAAUUUUCUUAAAACAUAAUUUUUUUUUCAACCUCCCUGUUGUGCUUUAUUUUUCUUAGUAAUCGGGACUGUCCCCCCCCUUUUUGUUUCACAUCUAAUACCGUAGAACUAAUUGUAUGUGCUUCUCCUGACUGAUACAUUUAUUCACUGAGAUUAUUUGUAAUGUCUAUGCAAGAGAAGCAAAUGUCAGUAAAAAUCUGCUGAUAGAGCUGAACUUUAUUUCAGGUCCUUCAGAUAGAAUGGGUUUCAGAUGUGAACUGAAGAAGACUAAAUGCUGGAACUGGAACUGAAAUGUUGCCAACAGAUGUGCAAAAGGGUCACUGCUAAUUUGUACUCUCAUUUCUCCCCCUGAUUGUUUCCAGGUGAAUAGAGUAAAGUCAAGAUAUGUGGAAAACAUUUUUAAAAUGAUUUCUCAGUCUCAAUUUUUUUACAUAGAAAUACCUGGCUUUUUACACAGUAGUUUUGAGAAUUUCUCUAUGUUCCAGUCUCUGGUUUCCAGCUUCAGAACUGAGUUCUGAGAGUUUCUCUAUGUUCCAGACUCUGGUUUCCAGCUUCAGAACUGACCCUUGAUAUGACCCCACCCUGUUUUGUUCACUUUUAUGAUGAAAACAGCAGGGGGAAACCCUCUGUGUUCCUACGGUGAAGGACCAUCAGUUAAUGAUUCCAGUUCCCAGGCCCCAGUUGCUGCUGGUCGUCAACAUGUAUCUAUGGGACCCCCGGCCCUAACCAGAAAUGAUCCUUCCAUGCAAAUAUGAAGUAAAAUCUCAAGAUCUUGACACUUAGUAAUUCAAUUUUUUUCUUUUCCUGACAUUUCAAGCUGUUCUGUCAGGUAUCUGUUGCCAACUUGUCAUGUAGAUACCAGUGAAGAGUUGUAGUUGGAUGAACAGACCCCUUAAGUGUUCAUAAGUAGACAUUUCCUCCCUUGUGUCAUUGUCUGUCUGAAGGAUUUAUUCAGCCCUCCUACUUGCCUUUGUGUGUCAGUGAGUUUGCCUCUGUGUAUUUCUACAUGAGUUACAUAACAGUUCUCAUUGGCUUGUAUUUUGUAUGGAAGAGACCAUAUAGAAGUGUGUGUUGAAAACCUGAAGACAGUGUUUUGUUGUUUCUGUUUUGUUUUUUUUUUAAUAAUUUGCUCUCACCCUUUAGUGUUUUUUCCAUGUCAAAGAUGAGCCUGCUGAGGCUCAGUCUAUGCAUUCUGGUUUUACCUGUUUUUGUAAGAGAAAAUGACAAUAAAAUGAAAGAAGUGUA